AUGCACUGGAGGUCAACUGAACUGCUGAGUGGUCGGAUGGUGCGGUCCGCUGGAGCCUUGACCUACUGCGUUGAAGUGCACCAGGUUGGAAAUGUCGCGCUCACUCGAGAUAACUUUAAUUCUCUAAAACCUGCAUUGGCCAAACAACUACAAUCACAGGUGGAAGCACGUGUCCAUCCAGCACCGAUGCCCAGAUUGCGAGGAAACAAAAAAUCGUUCAACUGCAGCACCCUUUCGGUGCCUAGCUGCCAUGCCACACACGAAGGAGGCACGAGGGCUGGGAUACUGCCAGGUUGCCCAGGCCUAAACAGGGGAAGUCGAGAGGGAGAGGUCGGGUUCGAGCCACGGACCACGAGGAAACAAGUUGGCACUAUAGGACACCGUUGUCGGGAAGCAAUCGUGCACCUUUACUUUUCGCUUAGUCUUCUGUCUUCAAACCUAAAAUGCGCUGCACGUCAAACAACGAGGAUCGUGAAUGUGAUUCCAAGACGUGUGCUGGAUUUCGAGGACAGACUCGCCGUGUCGGCCAUCACCCACUUCCACACGAGAUUUCAUCCGGCGGAUACGGGAUUUCCAGAGCAAUGGAAAAUAGGACUGCAAGGCGUGAUUGACUCUCUGGGAGUAAACAAGGGUUUGGGAAUCAACUUCCAACUGCCUGUUUACGGAGAAUUUAGUAAGCGUUACGAAAUUUGUGCGUAUUUUGACAAUAUCGCAAGUAUGGUGGCUUGUUUUCGUAUAUUUCACUGGAGGAUUGCAGAUUUACAAUGGUUCCGCAUUUUACGAAACGCCAGCUCAUCUCCUGUGAUUACCUUUCCGAAGCAUAGCUGA
Molecule: messenger RNA, 828 nt
Organism: Opisthorchis viverrini
Lineage: Eukaryota; Metazoa; Platyhelminthes; Trematoda; Opisthorchiida; Opisthorchiidae
Exons: 5
Coding region: 1-828 (275 amino acids)
Source: RefSeq, a predicted model, not a curated record